Messenger RNA from Lachancea lanzarotensis, 2100 nucleotides. RefSeq names its product LALA0S04e05688g1_1 (gene MSC3). Lineage: Eukaryota; Fungi; Ascomycota; Saccharomycetes; Saccharomycetales; Saccharomycetaceae. The transcript has a single exon. The record is from RefSeq and is a predicted model, not a curated record. The coding region runs from base 1 to 2100 and encodes 699 amino acids.
AUGGGUCUUGGGAUCAACAAGAAGCCUAGCAGGGUGCCGGACUUGUCGCGGUACGACUACCACUAUCAAAACAAGAACGAAAAUGACACCGGGUUCAGACUUUCAGCUGCUGCAGCUGCAGCUUCUACUGGUGGGAGAAGUCAGUCAUUAGUGCACUCCAGAAACCCGGUACAUGCAAGACCCGAAACAGCUAAUCACCGCAGCCAUAGUCUGCGGCACAACGGGAAAAGCGAAAGAGUCGGGUCUCUCACCAACAGAACACAGAGUCAACGACCUGUAUCGUCCGCCCCGGGAAUACCAUCGUCCCGGAGCAAUUCUAUGGUGACUGUGCAUACUACAGAAGUUCGGGACUUCAGUGGUAGAACGCACUCAAUCACCAAGAAAACUGUACGUCGCGUUAACGGCUACGAAUACGUGGAAACCACUACAACUACCACCAACUCAAAACCCUUGGGGCCAGCCCAGGACUCUGACAGACAUUUUAAUGAGUUCACUACCGACCUGUCACAUGACCUGGAUUCCAACUACGAUCAUCAUCUGAAUAACAGGGUUUCUGACACGCUCAGGGAGGAAGACAAUGAGGACGACGAUAAUAACAUCGAUAUCGACGAUGCCAGUUUUAGUGAUGCGAUUGACUAUUUGCCGCAACGCCAAUCGCCAGAAAAUCGUCUCCCCACAACACUACCUCGUAAGGUCAGAAGACAGGAAAAACAGCCGUUUAAAAAAGUGGCCGUAACGAAGCAGCAGGAAAAGCCUAAAAAGGUGCUAACGGAGCAGGAAAUUUACGCUAAGGCCCUGAUUGCCGCACGCAAAAAAGUCUACGGCGAAACUGGAAGCGACGCAGAAAAAGUCGACGGCUAUGCAAGCCCUCAGGCUCCUGCAAGGAUGAGUUCUUUGCGCGAAGCUCCUCCAGCUGUGAUACCUGAAGAGAGGAAAAAGCGUCGGAGUUUUUCGCUCAAAAUGCUGGCUCAAAAGCAAGCCCAGCCCGAAAGCGCAAUGGUACCCGACUACAGAUCGUCUGAGAAGACAAGAACAACGCUAAGAGGUCAGCCACCAACUACCACGCACAAUUCGACGAAAGGACAUUCGAUGACCAACGAAGAAAUCCACCUAAAAGCUGUGCAACUAGCUCGCGAGAAGUAUUUGGCUGGUGAGACGGCUCCACCAACACAGAUGAGCACUACUGAUGCGCAAAACGAUACUCUAAGAGAAGCUCCAAAAGCUAAAGAUGCGUAUACAACACCCGCUGAAGAUGCGCAUACAAGACCUGCUGAAGAUGUGAACACAAGACCCGCUGGCUCCGGUUCAAAAGUCAAAAACUUUUUCAACAAGGUAGCCCAAUUCAGUCAAGAAAACUACGGCUACCAGAACAAAAAUGGGAAACGGCCCGGGGCUGGAACCAGAUCUGAAUCUGGCGCUAGCCGAGAAGUUUCUCAGCCGAACAACGAUAGACAGUCAGUCGCAAUGGAUGCAAAUCUGGAGAAACGAGCGGUUUUGAGAGAAGAUCAGUUUCAUGAUAAGGUCAACUCCGUUGUGGAGCCAGGGACCGAUUCUCCUGCAAACACUGAGGCUGUACCUGGAGCAAUUGAAAACGGUGUGAUGUCGGUACAAAGGUCUGUGUCUGUGGAAAGAGAUGUGCCAGGUAUUGCGCGUCCCGCUCCACCCGAAGUAUUAGAAGUGGAGUCUCAAGAAUCCGAGGUUUUACCAGUCACCAAUCUGGACGGACCGCUUGCCAGCACAGAUUUCCAAACUGCACGUUCAGACCAGAUUGAAACGCCGCCCGUUCCGCUCACGUCCACAGGUAUGGAACCUGAAGAACAGCUGUCCCUACCGGCUACUCACGAAAACCAGACGCAGCCGAAAGCUUCCACGCUUGCGUCGUCAGUGUCCAGCUCACAGGCCAAUUUCUCCAGACAAAGCGUGCGGGGAUCUUUAGCAGGCAAAAGACAAGAGUUACAACAACCGAAACCGGCUGGUGGGAGCAUCAACGAAGUGCCGGAAGCCACCACGGUCAAAACUUCCCAAAGCUCUACAAAGAAACCAAAUUUUCUGCAAAAACUAUUCAAACGAUCCAGCCGGAAGACGAAACAAAACCACUAG